Messenger RNA from Sitophilus oryzae (rice weevil), 1544 nucleotides. Its product is annotated as palmitoyltransferase ZDHHC3. The record is from RefSeq and is a predicted model, not a curated record. The transcript is spliced from 5 exons. The coding region runs from base 255 to 1112 and encodes 285 amino acids. Gene Ontology annotation, cellular component: Golgi apparatus; endoplasmic reticulum. NCBI's taxonomy places the organism in Eukaryota, Metazoa, Arthropoda, Insecta, Coleoptera, Curculionidae. Gene Ontology annotation, biological process: protein targeting to membrane; peptidyl-L-cysteine S-palmitoylation. Gene Ontology annotation, molecular function: protein-cysteine S-palmitoyltransferase activity.
AGGUGGAGUUUUAUUUUGACUAGUUCAUCUCCUCAAGUUUUUUCUGGAUGUUUUUAAAUAUAGAAUACAGAAUACCUUCAAUUUACCAUUCCCUGAUAUUAAGCUUGUAUUAAGCAUGUAUCCCGAUAAUUUAUGUAAACUCAGUAUAGUCUAAUAGUGUGGAUUCAAGCAGGAUUAUCAAAAUGAUCAUAAUGUUUGUCAGGAAGGGACUUUAAGCGCGUCUCUACAAAUUCCGUAAUAAAUUUGUUAAAAUAAUGGAAUACGAGUACAAUUCUUUCAGAAACGACAAGGACAAUCAUAAUCGAUGUUGCGGAGGAAUGUUAUGGUGUAUAGCCGAUGUUUGCGGCUUAAUAUGUGCACUUUUAACAUGGUUACUUAUAUCCUACGCUGAAUUUGUAGUUAUGUCUGUUAUUUUAAUUCCUAGUGGUAAUACAAUAUAUAGCGUCAUAAAUACCAUUAUAUUCCAAGCUUGUGCUUUUUUGGCUUUUGCAUCACAUCUUAAGACUAUGUUUACAGACCCGGGUGCGGUUCCUAAGGGUAAUGCCACGAAGGAAAUGAUCAAACAAAUGGGGUUCCGGGAGGGACAAGUGAUAUUUAAAUGUCCAAAGUGUUGUAGUAUUAAACCAGAUCGAGCACAUCAUUGUUCAGUAUGCCAUAGGUGUAUUAGAAAAAUGGACCAUCACUGUCCUUGGGUUAAUAACUGUGUAGGAGAAAAUAAUCAAAAAUAUUUUGUACUGUUUACAUUCUACAUAUGUAUUAUAUCUCUUCAUUCACUAUUCUUAGCGAUUAAUCAGUUUUUAAUGUGCAUCCGACACGAAUGGAAAGAAUGUACUAGUCAUUCCCCACCAGUAACCAUUGUAUUGUUACUUUUCUUGAUGUUUGAGGCACUGCUAUUUGCUAUUUUUACUGCAGUUAUGUUAGGUACUCAAGUUCAAGCGAUAUGGACUGAUGAAACUGGUAUUGAACAGUUAAAAAAAGAAGAAGCCACAUGGGUGAAGAAAUCAAGAUGGAAAAGUAUGCAGGCCGUGUUUGGAAGGUUUUCACUUUUGUGGUUCUCUCCAUUUGCGAGGCCCAGAAAAUACAAAAGCGAAGUCGAUUUUUAUUCAGUUUAAAGUAAAUCUUUUUUUUUUGUUGUGUUUUGAUAAGCCUUAGGAGAUUCAAUCAAAAUAUUGAGGGUAGUUAUCAAAUAACAUUCUUUUUGUAUUUUGUUUUCAGUAUUACUGUUUCUUUACUAGAUUGGCUAGCUGUAAGUGGAGGUACUUAAGAUUAAAUUUGUGUUUGACACAAAAAGAUAAAGCUCAAUAUUUUGAUUGGUUAUUGAUGAACAAGAUAUUUUAGUAAUUUAUUUAAUUUUGUUACAUGCAAUUAGGAGUUAAAUAUAAGGUAUAUGCCUGUAUAAGUCACCAUGCAAUACUUUUUUGGUUUGGAUGUGAUAAUUUAGAAAAAAUCUAGCUUUUGUGAUCAAACAGAUUUUCGUACCUAAGUUUUUAUGUUUUUACAAAAUUUUAAGCAUAUCAAAGUGAAAAUAAACUAUUCAGAAUUUA